Medicago truncatula (barrel medic) is the source of this 1476-nucleotide messenger RNA. RefSeq names its product L-lactate dehydrogenase B. Lineage: Eukaryota; Viridiplantae; Streptophyta; Magnoliopsida; Fabales; Fabaceae. The record is from RefSeq and is a predicted model, not a curated record. Gene Ontology annotation, biological process: pyruvate metabolic process; lactate metabolic process. Gene Ontology annotation, molecular function: L-lactate dehydrogenase (NAD+) activity. Gene Ontology annotation, cellular component: cytoplasm. The transcript has 2 exons. The coding region runs from base 117 to 1169 and encodes 350 amino acids.
UUAUAAAUACACGCUUCCAAUUUAGUAACACAUAUCAUCACAUAAAAAAACAAAUCAAAUUUUCCCAUCACACACUUCACAUUUACCUUUACUCAAAUCAGCACAAGCAAAUCAAAAUGCACAAAAGCAUAUCAGGUUCAUCAUUGGGACCAGAUGGUUUGGACCUAACUCAAUCCUUCUUCAAGUCCAUCCAACAUGCCUCACCUCCUUCUCCAACCAAACGCCACAACAAGAUCUCAGUUAUCGGCGCAGGCAACGUGGGAAUGGCUAUAGCUCAAACCAUCCUAACACAAGACCUAGUCGACGAGCUUGUUCUUGUUGACGCCAUUCCUGACAAACUACGAGGUGAGAUGCUGGAUCUACAACAUGCUGCGGCCUUCCUCCCCCGCACUAAGAUCCAGGCCUCCACUGACUAUUCAGUGACGAUGGGUUCCGACCUCUGCAUCGUCACUGCUGGGGCUCGUCAGAUUAAUGGCGAGUCCAGAUUGAAUUUGCUACAAAGGAAUGUAGCUUUGUUUAAAAAAAUUAUACCGCCUUUGGUUCGUUACUCUCCUCAUUGUGUUCUUCUAAUUGUUUCCAAUCCUGUUGAUGUGCUCACUUACAUUGCUUGGAAACUUUCUGGUUUCCCCUCCAACCGCGUCAUUGGUUCAGGCACUAAUUUGGAUUCCUCUCGCUUCCGUUUCCUUAUUGCUGAUCAUCUUGAUGUUAAUGCUCAAGAUGUGCAGGCAUACAUAGUGGGGGAACAUGGUGAUAGUUCAGUGGCAUUAUGGUCAAGCAUUAGUGUCGGAGGUGUUCCAGUGCUAAGCUUUUUGGAGAAACAACAAAUAGCUUAUGAGAAAGAAAUGCUAGAGAACAUACAUAAGGAGGUUAUAAACGGCGCAUAUGAAGUGAUCAGUUUAAAAGGGUACACUUCUUGGGCUAUAGGGUACUCCGUCGCAAACUUGGCUCGAACAAUUAUGAGGAAUCAAAGGAAGAUUCACCCUGUUUCAGUUCUUGCAAAGGGAUUUUAUGGCAUUGAUGGUGGAGAAGUGUUUAUUAGUUUGCCUGCACAGCUUGGUAGAGGAGGUGUAUUGGGUGUGACUAAUAUUCAUAUGACUGAAGAGGAGAUGAAGAGGCUUAGGGACUCUGCUAUCACUAUUCUUGAGCUGCAGAAUCAGUUGGGUAUUUGAAUUUUUUUCUAGAAGACCUAAUAUAUGUACCAUUUUGUUGUUAUUGUAUUUAAGUUUUUUUUACUCAAGUUGAUGCAUUAAAACUGAGCAAGAUAAAAGUAUGUUGAGAAAUAAAUAUGGCCUAUUUGACUAAUACGUGAAGGAUUCAUUUUUGUUAAGUGUUGUUGUAGACUUGUAUUCCAAGAAAAAUUUAGAGAAAAGUAGAUGUUGUUAGAAGGUGGAAGAUGCAACAUUUAUCAACUAGUUGACUGUCAUUAAAUGUACUAAUGUGUAUUCCCUUUGUAAAUUUAUUUCAUUUCUCCUUGAA